AUGUCUGCCAUUAACACAUCAACACCCAUCAACCCUGUCAAUGGGGCGGGGACCAAGAAGAGAAAGGUCAUCUGCUUCUCCGAUUUCGAUGGCACUAUCUUUAUGCAAGACACCGGCCACGUCCUCUUCGACAGCCAUGGAUGUGGUGCUGAGCGACGCGAGGAACUCGACGAACAGAUAAAGACCGGCGAACGUUCAUUCCGCGAUGUAUCUGAAGAGAUGUGGGGUUCUCUACAUGUGCCGUUCGACGAUGGCUUUAAGGUCAUGGAGAAGACGCUCGAGAUCGACCCUGACUUCCAAAAGUUCCACCAAUACUGCAUCGGCAACGACAUACCUUUCAACGUCAUCUCAGCCGGUCUGAAGCCCGUCCUUCGAAAGGUUCUCGACACUUUCCUUGGUGAAGAGGAGUCCGCCCGCAUCAACAUUGUCGCCAACGACGCCGAGAUCGCCGAAGACGGAUCACAGUGGAAGCCCAUCUGGCGACAUGACACUGAGCUGGGCCACGACAAGGCACUGUCGGUGCAAGAGGCACGUAAGCAGGCCGAGUUGUUAUGCGACAACGGCACCAUUCCCCUCAUCGUUUUCAUUGGCGACGGCGUGUCGGAUCUUCCCGCCGCACGAGAAGCCGAUGUUCUAUUCGCCCGCCGUGGCCUGCGACUCGAGGAGUACUGCAUCGAGCACAGCAUCGCUUAUACACCCUUCGACACAUUCGCGGACAUCCAGCGCGAGAUCGAGCGCAUCCGCCAGGAAGACGAGGAGAAGACUGCUGGCAAAGGUCUUCCAGCGCGCUUCAACCCACGCGCCAACCUCUGGCGGCGCGUCUCAAGCCAGAACAAGAUCCCGCGUUAUACCCCAUCCGCCGCACCAGCUGUUGCAUCUACCGUUACACCUGCGCAGGCCUGA
Xylaria bambusicola is the source of this 903-nucleotide messenger RNA. Its product is annotated as 2,3-diketo-5-methylthio-1-phosphopentane phosphatase. Bases 1 to 903 code for a protein of 300 amino acids. Lineage: Eukaryota; Fungi; Ascomycota; Sordariomycetes; Xylariales; Xylariaceae. Gene Ontology annotation, molecular function: phosphatase activity. The record is from RefSeq and is a predicted model, not a curated record. The transcript has a single exon.